UACAUGGGAUGAGCAGAGACUGCGGGACAUAGUACAUUAGAUGACCAGAGACUGGCGGACACAGUACAGGAGAUGACCAGAGGACUGCGGACAUAGUACAGGAGAUUUCCAGAGACUGCGGACAUAGUACAGGAGAUGACCAGAGACUGCGGACACAGUACAGGAGAUGACCAGAGAUCUGCGGACAUCCGGGUGCCCACUGCGCAAAGCGCAACGCUUCUCAAACAUGCGCAGUGGGCACCCGGAUGUCACAGAAGCCACCGUGGGAAGACUGCAGCGCCU
Molecule: messenger RNA, 282 nt
Organism: Staurois parvus
Lineage: Eukaryota; Metazoa; Chordata; Amphibia; Anura; Ranidae
Source: the annotation of a GenBank genome assembly